CUCCAAAAUAAAAUGGAAAAAAGCGCGUUUUUCGAAUACUCGAGCAAAGCUCCAGCGGCUUAGGGCACACCAAAGCACCGAGCGAUAGAUGUCGGAGCGGCGGAGGGAGAGGGAAAAGCUUCGCGACCGCGAGAGGGACCGGGACCGAGAACGAGAUCGAGAGCGGGACCGUGACCGUGACCGUGAUCGAGACCGCGAACGCGACCGCGAGCGAGAUCGAGAUCGAGAUCGAGAUCGAGAUCGAGAUCGCGUGCGGAACAGAGACCGGGACCGGAAGCGCUCUCGAUCCAGGUCCCCCUCCAGGUCGCGUUCCCGGUCUACUGAGCGCCAUCGCCACCGCAACAGUCACAACAGGCGCUCCCGGUCCCCUUCCUCCGACGCUCACCGCCGGAAACGUCGUCGGGAGGACAGCGAUGGCGAACGCGACCGCCAUCGCUCCUCCUCCACAGUUCCCGCUAGCGGUGGAUCCAAGGAACAAAAGAAGCAGGUCGGAGACGCUCCUGGGGGUGCAGAGGCUCUUGCCACUACAACUGACAUAGACCCGGAUGAGUUGGAGAUGAUGAACAUGAUGGGGAUCCCAACGGGGUUCGAUUCCACCAAAGGGAAGCCGGUUUCAGGGAACGACGUCAGUGGGGUGAAAGCGGUGACAAAGAGACAGCCAAGGCAGUACAUGAAUAGGAGGGGAGGGUUCAACCGUCCGUUGCCCCAAGAACGCAACCGCUAGGACCUUAUCUCGGGAUGGAAGGUUAAGGACUCCAAAUCGGCGCCUACUGAUUUGGACAAGCUGUGAAUCUCAUGAAUUCAGUCCAGGAAAGUGGCCAGUCAUCGUAGGGCAAGGAUUUUCUGCUUUGAUGUAACACAUUUAAGACUUAGUUUUUAUUUGUUAAACAUCUUCAUGGAACUAGGAUAAGCAGCACUACGUGUUUCAUCACAGAUUUGCUCCUGUACUGAAACCAUUGGUUAUGAUGCAGUUUCUUCAUAUACA
Messenger RNA from Zingiber officinale, 985 nucleotides. RefSeq names its product U4/U6.U5 small nuclear ribonucleoprotein 27 kDa protein-like. Gene Ontology annotation, cellular component: precatalytic spliceosome. The transcript is spliced from 2 exons. The coding region runs from base 89 to 724 and encodes 211 amino acids. Gene Ontology annotation, biological process: RNA splicing. The record is from RefSeq and is a predicted model, not a curated record. NCBI's taxonomy places the organism in Eukaryota, Viridiplantae, Streptophyta, Magnoliopsida, Zingiberales, Zingiberaceae.